Cadophora gregata is the source of this 1851-nucleotide messenger RNA. RefSeq lists its product as uncharacterized. Lineage: Eukaryota; Fungi; Ascomycota; Leotiomycetes; Helotiales; Ploettnerulaceae. The transcript has 5 exons. Bases 1 to 1851 code for a protein of 616 amino acids. The record is from RefSeq and is a predicted model, not a curated record.
AUGAGUUCCGGCGAUGAAUCCUCGGAGCUCUCCUCCGUCCCCUCAGAUGUUGAGAAUGAUCUCCAAUUAACCAAGAAAGAUGGAAUCCUCAAGUUCUUCUCGAAGACUCCCCGCCCUGAUGCAUCUGUCCCCGUCGUUGAGGUUCCAGUUCCUCCACGAAAGCAACGCGCGCCUUCACCACCCCAUGAAUUUGUCCUCGCAGACAAUCCAGACAUCGCAUUUAUUUGCAUGUUCCGCUCGCGGUUCACCGAAGCCUUCCCCAAGUCUCUGGUCAAUUUUGGCCCUCAAGAGCUUGAAAGAGAUAUUGUUGAGAGUGUCCCUGGAGAAGGCGCGGAACAUUUUCUUUGCGCAGUGCUUGGAUUGCUUCUGAAUAGGAAACAAGACGUCAAAUCGGGACAUUACAAUCGUGCUCUAGAGGAGGCUAUACAGACACACAAAUCGCAAUGGGCGAAGGAUUGGGAGGCCAAGAAUCCCUUGUCUGGAGGCGCAACAUUUGCUUCUAUGCUACCCACCCAACGACUCACCCUUCUGCGAACUCUCAUUCUCUGGGCUCUUUCCUCGUCCGACACUGUCAAGGGCAUAAUCCAAGCUUCUUACAAGCAGAGCCGCCACGAGGACGAUCUCAACCAGCCACUCUCAGUCCAGCCAUGGGGUUCCGAUAGUGACAAACGCAGAUACUAUUUGAUUGAGGGUCUAGACGAUACGCACUUCAGAGUAUACCGGGAGAGCAACCAUAUGGGCAUCAAGCGAACGUGGUGGAGUGUUGCUGGGGAUAUCGAUGAAUUGAAGGCUCUGGCAGAAAAGCUUGCGGAUGACGACGGUGGACAAAAGGCCAGACUUCUCUCAUCUAAGAUGCUGGCAGCUAUUCCUCGCUUUGAGGCUACAGAAGAGAAACGUAAGCGUCGCGAAUACCGUCAAAUCCGCAAGCAACAAUUCAAGAGACCGGAGCCCAACUAUUCAAUGUAUGAAGGUCGUACAAGAGGGAAGAGAAUGAAGUACACCUAUUCCGAUGACGAAGAUAUCUACUCAGACUCGACCACCACACGAAGAUCGACCCGCAACACCGGUACUCAUACACCGGCCGAGCCCAGUGGCCCAACGAUCACCCAGAGUGGACGCCAGGUCAAGUCACGUCAUGGUGGCAUGUACGGCGAGAGCAUGUUGGGUGGUCAAGGCGUCGGAAUUCCUGUCGGCGGCUUCGAGGGAGUGAGUGAUGAGCCUAGCCAUGAUGAGAGUGCCGGAGGUCGACCUAGAAGAGCUGCUGCGACCAACGGAAGAGCGUCGAAAUCAAAGCCUGGAAGACACAUUGAGGGCUACAACGAUGUCGAUGAGAUGACCAGCGAUGACGAGGGCGAUGCUAGUGAGCAAGAUUAUGGAGACGACGAAGAAGAAGACGACAAUGUGCCCUUGGAGAGCGAUGUUGAUGAUAAGGAUGAGCUUUCUGACGAGGACGAGGAGAUGGAUGAUAGAGAAGACAAGAAACUGAUUGUCAAGCUUCCUGUCAAGACCCCGACCCCUGAACGGAAGACUACUAUCAAGCUCAAGUUCUCCCCACGGAAGUCCCCUGAGAAGGAACCGCCAAAGGCUCUCUUCCCAGGCGUCACGAACGGCACUCAGAAUCCGGUCUUGAGCUCUGACAUUCCUGCCACUGUAGAAACCAAAGAGAAUGUUCAGCCAGCUUCCUCUCCUGCCAGCAUCCCCGCUGUAGCAGAGAAUCCGCAAGUUCCUGCUAAAUCAGCACCCCUGCCUCCAAAAUCACCAUCUCUUCAGGCACCACAUUCUCCUCUCGCUAUUCGAAGCCCAGAGAAGCCAACCACUACCUACGUACCAUCCAUUGAUACCGGCCGCUAA